Saxophila tyrrhenica is the source of this 2127-nucleotide messenger RNA. RefSeq lists its product as uncharacterized. Lineage: Eukaryota; Fungi; Ascomycota; Dothideomycetes; Mycosphaerellales; Extremaceae. The transcript has 4 exons. Bases 1 to 2127 code for a protein of 708 amino acids. Gene Ontology annotation, molecular function: ATP binding; ATP hydrolysis activity. The record is from RefSeq and is a predicted model, not a curated record.
AUGAGUGCUUACCCGACCGGUCAGGUAAUGAUCAAAGAUCUCAGUAUUGCAAUUGGACAGCGAGAGAUUCUUGAGCACGCCCAGUUCCAGCUUCAGGUUGGCAAGCAUUACGUCCUAGUUGGUCGCAAUGGAGUUGGAAAGUCCACAUUACUGCAGGCCAUGGCGACCGAUCAGAUCCCCAGCAUACCACAAAGCCUCCGAAUACUACUACUCGGCCAGACCCAGUCAAAUCUCGAAGACAGCAUGAGUGACCUCAAGCUGUCCGACACCACUGUAUUGGACUUCGUUGUGCGAAUUGACCGGAAGCGCGAGACCCUCUUGGCUGAAGAGAGGGCCCUGACUACCGCCAUCGAAGAGACCGGGAAGCCCACGGCCGCCAUCCUCGCCUAUCGCAAGGUCCAUCACGAAAGAUUGGGACGCCGAACGGAGGAGUCAAGGAAGAUGGCAUCACGGAGAUCUGGCGCAAGAGGCAUGAAAGCUCGCAAAAUUCUCAAUGGUCUGGAAGAAGAGCUCAAAGAAUCUGCUGACAGACUGACGCUUCUUGAAAGCGGCAUCGAUGCUGUCUCUCUGGGACAUGAGACUCAGCAGGCUUCUGAUCUGCUCGCCGAGAUACAAGCAAGUCUUGAGCUGAUGGGGUCCUUCUCCGCCGAAGCUAAGGCAAAGUCGGUUCUAGUCGGGCUUGGGUUCUCGGAAGAGAGCAUAGAGCAGCCCAUGUCACGAUUAUCGGGCGGCUGGCGCACACGAUGUUCUCUCGCGUGCGCACUCAGUCAAACGGCGGACCUUCUUCUGCUAGACGAGCCGACCAACUUCCUGGACCUGCCUUCGAUCAUCUGGCUUGAGCACUACAUCCAAGAUCUGCCGGCAACAGUGACCGUGCUCGUGGUAACACACGACCGCGCCUUCGCCGACGGCGUCGGAGAGGAGCUACUCGUCAUGCGCAACCAUACGCUUGAGCGCUUCCGUGGGAACAUCUCCGCAUAUGAGAUCGAGCGCGCCAAGAACUACAAGUAUCUCAGCCGCAUGAAGGAAGCUCAGGACAAGCAGAAGAAGCUCAUCGAAGCGACGAUUGACAAGAGCGUCAAAGCAGCGAAGCGUGCUGGUGACGACAAGAAGCUCAAACAAGCGGCGUCUCGGAAGAAGAAGUUGGAUGAGCGUUGGGGUAUGGAGGUCUCGGCGAAAGGGGGCAGGUUCAAGUUGAACAGAGAUCUUCCGGGGUACCACAAAACCAACAGAGAUGCGAUCGAGGUCCCUGAGUUUGAUCCACCCGUUCGGUUCAGCAUACCUACGACGCCAGUCGACUUGCGCUUCCCUAGGGCUUUGCUAUCGAUGGAGAAGGUCUGCUUUGCUUAUCCGAAGAACAGAAAGGCCCCGGUCUUGCAAGAUGUUGACCUCACCAUCCACCAGGGCGAACGGGUUGGCAUAGCUGGCAGGAAUGGUGCAGGAAAGUCGACUCUGGUGUCAUCGGCUAUGGGUGGUCCGGACCAAACACCUUCGUCUAUUAAGCCGACUUCCGGGACAGUGUCAAGACAUACGCGAGCACGGAUUGGGCUCUACUCGCAGCACUCUGUCGAAGAGCUGAACAGCAUUGCCGCGGAGAAGCCCGAACUAACAGCGCUGUCGCACCUAAUGGAUUUUGCCCGCGCCGAAAUGGCAGAGAAAGACGCCCGGGGGCUCCUCAGCGGUCUUGGUCUCGUCGGGCGAACAGCAUCAGACGUUCCCAUUGCGCUCCUCUCCGGCGGACAGAAGGUCCGGCUUGCGCUAGCUAAACUGCUGUGGACGCCACCACAUCUCCUCAUACUAGACGAAGUUACGACGCAUUUGGAUAGCGAUGCCAUUCAGGCUCUAGUCUUAGCGUUACGAGACUACGAGGGAGCGAUCAUGGUCGUGACGCACGACCGCUUCUUCAUGCGAUGUGUCGUUGAAGGCGAGUCUGCGAACAGUAUCGCGAGGAGCUAUCGACCUGGAGAUGACGACGAUGAUGAAGAGAGCUCGGAGGAUGCAGAGGAGAGUACCCGGCUGAGGACUGUCUACAGAUUGACGAAAGGGCGGCUGAAGAAGCUAGAGGGUGGCAUGAUGCAGUACGAGGAGCUUGCUGCUAAGGCGUCGAUGAAGAUGGGCAAGACCUGA